Molecule: messenger RNA, 1387 nt
Organism: Corylus avellana
Lineage: Eukaryota; Viridiplantae; Streptophyta; Magnoliopsida; Fagales; Betulaceae
Product: alpha/beta-Hydrolases superfamily protein
Source: RefSeq, a predicted model, not a curated record
AACGACAGCGAGGAUAAACAAAACAUAGAGCAGAGGCUUCUGAGAAUUUUAUAGUGAUCGAUCAAAUCGAAUAUGGUGGUGUGAUAUGGGCGUGUUUGGGCACAUCAAUUAGCAAUGAAAGGCGCAUUUUCGGCGCCCGGAGACUACACCUACUUCAAGUCUCAGGUCCCUCUCCACAAGAUCCCCAUUGGCACAAAGCAGUGGCGAUAUUAUGAUUUUGGUCCAAAAGUGGUACCUCCUCUUGUUUGUCUUCCUGGAACAGCAGGGACAGCAGAUGUAUACUACAAACAGAUCAUGUCAUUGUCCAUGAAGGGUUACCGUGUGAUUUCUGUUGAUAUUCCACGGGUAUGGAAUCAUCACGAGUGGAUUCAAGUAUUCGAAAAGUUCUUGGAUGCUAUCGAUGUUCAUCAUAUACAUCUAUAUGGUACAUCGCUUGGGGGAUUCUUAGCACAACUUUUUGCUCAGCAUCGCCCAAGGCGGGUUCGGUCAUUGAUACUAUCAAAUUCUUUUCUGGAUACACGCAGUUUCUCUGCUGCAAUGCCAUGGGCUCCCAUUGUUAGUUGGACCCCUUCUUUUUUGCUGAAACGAUACGUCUUAACAGGAAUUCGUGAUGGUCCCCAUGAACCAUUCAUUGCAGAUUCUGUGGACUUCGUUGUUUCUCAGGUUGAAACACUCUCGAGGGAUGACUUGGCCUCCAGGUUAACUUUGACAGUUGAUGCUGCUUCAGUUGGACCAUUGCUGCUUUCUGAUUCGUUUAUCACUAUAAUGGAUACAAAUGAUUACUGUGCAAUUCCUCAACAACUCAAGGAUGAACUGAGUGAGAGGUAUCCCGAAGCAAGACGAGCAUCCUUGAAAACUGGGGGAGAUUUUCCAUUUCUUUCACGUCCAGAUGAAGUUAACUUACAUCUUCAGCUACACCUGAGGCGGGUUGGCGUAGAAGCUCGGCCAGACUUGGUCCCAGGUGUCCCAAAGGGAGGUAGUGGUGGAAGUCCUAGUGAAGAGAAUAAUGGAAAAGAAGAUCCUGAUGACCCUCCCAAGGAUGAUGGGGAACACUCUGAAGGGCCAUCCGCAGAUAGUCAGCUGCAUCCAGCUCCAGAAAGUUCAGAAUCUCAUAGCUUAGAUGACCAGCUCCUCAGCAAUGCAAGAGAUUGCCACUUCGUUGAUGAAGAUAUGAUGGUGCUUUUCUUAACUCAUGUAUGGGAGAUUUUCUUUCUACAUUUUCUUCCUCUUUAUUUGGGAUCAUUGUAUAUUACUUUGAACUGUCGUUGGAAAGUCAGACAAGUUGUGUAAAAUGAAAUUUGGACGUUGUUGUUGUAAAUUGUUGCAAACCAAGUGUAUUUUUGGGUGGCUAAUGUUUUAUGUAUUCUGUUUCGGGUUGGACAUUUCA